Messenger RNA from Recurvomyces mirabilis, 666 nucleotides. RefSeq lists its product as uncharacterized. The record is from RefSeq and is a predicted model, not a curated record. Bases 1 to 666 code for a protein of 221 amino acids. The transcript has 2 exons. Gene Ontology annotation, molecular function: acyltransferase activity, transferring groups other than amino-acyl groups. Lineage: Eukaryota; Fungi; Ascomycota; Dothideomycetes; Mycosphaerellales; Teratosphaeriaceae.
AUGGCGGAGUCGACCACAAGCACUCUCAUACAGCCGCCGUAUCGAGAGUUGUUGACAGAAAGACUCUACCUACGGACGUUCCGGCCAUCGGAUGCAAAGGCCAUACUACCAAUACUGUCUGACCGAAACGUCAUGCAAUGGACAAGUCAGGGCGUGCAGACCGACCUAGAGCAGGCAGAACGAUGGGCCAGCACACGAUCUCUAGGACCUUCUGUAUUUAACUUUGUCGUAUAUGAGCGGUCCAAGUACAACACCCAUCCUGAUGAGGCACCCAUCAUUGGUGUCAUCGGAUCAUUCAACGCACCGUUCGUUGGCUAUGUCUUUAAUGCAGAUUAUUUCGGCAAAGGCUACGCAACAGAGGCCAUGCAAGGCCUCAUCCAGCAGAUAUUCGACCACUUUGCACCAAGGUCGCAAAACGACAUCGCUUACGACCAUAUCGAAGGCUGGACGGACGCACUGAAUACUGCAUCACGGCGAGUCCUGCUGAAAUCUGGUUUCACUCUCUGCGAGACACGAAUGCAGGACUUCACCAGCAUUUCAUUCAACGAAGUGCGAGAUACAGCUGUCUUCCGGCUCGCUAGGCCCGGAAAGUCGCUCGCGGACCUGGGACUUCUACCUGGUAGUACGCCAAAGGAGGAUGAGCGACCGAUCCCGCCGAUAGAGUGA